Molecule: messenger RNA, 4188 nt
Organism: Myiozetetes cayanensis
Lineage: Eukaryota; Metazoa; Chordata; Aves; Passeriformes; Tyrannidae
Gene: RHCE
Product: Rh blood group CcEe antigens
Exons: 10
Coding region: 1306-2529 (407 amino acids)
Biological process (GO): ammonium transmembrane transport; ammonium homeostasis
Cellular component (GO): plasma membrane
Molecular function (GO): ammonium channel activity
Source: RefSeq, a predicted model, not a curated record
UCUCCCCGCGACCCCUUCGGUCUUUGCGGGCUGUGAGGCGGCCCCGCGCCUGAGGGAGGCUGGAGCGCCGGCUGGGCCCCUCCCGGCCCUGCUGGUGGCGGUGCCCCGGGGCUGCGCUGGGCCGUGGGCCUGCCGGGCCUCCCUGCGGCUGAUGGGCCGCUGGGCCGGGUCUGAGCAUUGCGGGGCUCAGGACAGCGUUAAAACUGGCCCAGGAGGCUGCCCGGCCCUUGGCUGAGUCAUGGGGGUGUUGUCCUGGUGCUGGAGCUCUAAUUUACAAACGCAGAGUCCCCGGGAUGGUUUGGGUUGGAAGGGACCUUAAAGCCCAUCCCCUGCCCUGGGCAGGGACACCUCCCACCAGCCCAGAUUGCUCCAAGAGGCUUUCUCUCCUGGGUGGAACGGCAGUCGUUCUUUGGCAGGUUGGAACGUCCUAAAGUUUAGGUGUACUGGGAUUUUCCUGCUUGUGUUUUUGUCUGGUAGUUGUUUCUGUCACCAGCAGGUGGCUUUGUACCCAUUUCUGGGCACAUUUGUACCCAUUUCUGGGCACAUUUGUACCCAUUUCUGGGCACAUUUGUACCCAUUUCUGGGCACAUUUGUACCCCUUUCUGGGCACAUUUAUACCCAUUUCUGGGUGCUGUUGGUGUCUCAGCUCAGCACUCGGGUUGUAAUGGCCCCAAAGCAGAAAGUCUGAGAUGUGGUUAAAAUCCUUUGGUCUGAACAGCCUGAACAAAGAGAGUUCAGUUCUUCUGCAGAGAUUCCUGAUUCUCUGGCAAGGAGUUGGAUUCCUCAGGUAUGAGCAGCCCUGUCUUGGGAUGUGGCUGCAGAGCUCACACUGAGCAUCUCAGCAGGACCUUCCCCACCUUUCCACGAAGGGAAUUGGGUCCAGGGUGGACACCAGCAACAUAAAUAAAGAAUGGUUUUGCAUAAAUUACAACAUCCUGCUCUUGGGAGUCCUUUCUUGCCUUUUAGCUGAGCUGCAAGGCCCACCAGCAGCUGGAGCCCUGGAUGGAAGGUGUCCUGGAGCAUGGAAGGUGUCCUGGAGCCUGGCAGCACUGGCAGCUGGAUAUGUCCCCGUUCACAAGCACUUCUUGAGUUCAGUUCAUGUCGGUUGUGGCAAAUUGGGGUGCCUGACGUGCCACAGAUAAGGAACUGCCCCUUGCCGACGCCUCCUGGGCUUUUUAUCUCCCUUUGAGUUUUUAUUCCUGCCCCCCAAAAACCUCCUUCGCUAUCUGUUUGAGGUUACUGGAACAUUUUUAUAGGGAAAAAGCGAAUAUCAAAGUGUUUGUGGCCGAUGUAGCCGAGUGCACGAUGUCUUCCAAGUACCUCAACUUCCGAAACAGCGUUCCCUGGGUGAUCCUGCUGCUGGAAGCUCUUUUCCUCGUCCGCUCUUACUUCCUCUUCUUAAGGCUUGAUGGUCUGGACUCGCUGCUCAGCUCCUACCCAGAAUUUCAAGAUGUCAACCACAUGGUGAUUUUUGGAUUUGGCUUUUUCCUGAUGGUUCUGAGAAGAUAUGGGUUUAGCAGCACUGGAUUCAACCUCCUGAUCAUUGUGCUUGGUGUCCAAUGCUCUGUGUUGGUAGAAGAUUUAUUAGUUUUCUUUUAUCUAGAGGCAAACGAAGGUAUUCUGAAAAGCAUAGCAAAGGCUCUUAUCAGCAUGACAGCUGUGGCCAUCUCCACUGGAGCUGUUCUUGGGAAGACUAACCUCCUGCAGUUAAUUGUGAUGACUCUUGUGGAAUUAAUAGUCUUCUGUGUGAGCAGAUGGAUCAACAGGAGAUACCUGGAGGUGGGAGAUCACCUCAGCCUGAUGCACGUGUACCUUUUUGGAGCCUACUUUGGGCUGGCAGCCACCUCCUGUUUCCCUGAGCCCUCCCCAAAGCUGGACAAGAACAGGAGCACCCCAAAGUCAGACUUGUUCUCGAUGCUGGGCUCUGUCUUCCUCUGGGUGUUCUGGCCAAGCUUCAACUCCCUGCUCGCUCAGUCCAGGAGCCAGGCAGUCCUCAACACCUACUUUGCCCUUGCAGUGAGUGCUGUAACUGCCUUCAUGUUGUCUGCUCUGACCUCAAAGGAUGGGAAAUUCAGAAUGACUCAUAUCCACAGUGCAGCGCUGGCUGGGGGGGUCACCAUCAGUUUUACAGCACAGAUGAUCAGCCAUCCUUGGAUUGCCAUGAUUUUGGGGCUGCUUGGCAGUGCCAUCACCGUAUUAGGAUCUCACUGUUUACAGAGAUGCUUGAAUCCUCCUCUCAAAAUUCAUGAUACCUCUGGAGUUCAUUUCACCUUUGGCCUGCCUGCUGUGCUUGGAGCUCUUGCCCAGGUUGUUCUCUUAGUCAUAAGAGAAUGGACUAAUUCAUCAAGUCUGGGUUAUUUGGUCCUCCUUCACGUUGGUGCCUUCUGCCAGACCAUCAGCCUUGCCUUGAUAACAGGUUUUAUCACAGGUUUUAUCUUAAACACCAGACUGCUUAAGAUCAUCCCUGUAUCCAAGUACUUCGAAGACCAGUUUUAUUGGGAGUUUCCCCAUUUGGCUGUGGAAUUUUGAGUGGAAGAUCCCAGCUGAACCAAGAUAAGGUUUUCCUCUUUGUCAAUAGAGAAAAUGAGUAGUUAUGAUGGGUUGAAAGAGCACUGAAAUACCAGUUCCCAGGCCCACAAAAGCCAUCCCAAUGGAGACACAAAAAAUUAGUAUUAAACUAGUUAUUCUCACAAGGUACUGAGUGUAAAUUCACAGAUGCAAAAUGCAAACUUGCAUUUAGCUUUUCUGCUUUGUUGGUCUUACCUUAAAUAAGAUAUGUACAAAAAAGUUGACUGCAGUCAUGGCUGUAAUGGCUUGUCAAUCCAAAUGCUUGAAAACUUUAAACUCUUUUCAGCUCCCAAGUUUUAAAAAAAAGCCAAAACGAUGUAUUUCAAAGAGUAAUUUUUCAAGAAGCACUUCUUAUCUAGAAAAGUACUCAAGUAUGUGUUUUUAAGCUAAAUUGAUUCUCUUGAAGGCCUUGUUAAGCAAGGAUUUGAUGAGAGAGCUGGAUCUGGGCCAAACUCUGCAUCCUGCCAGACUGAACUCCUUGAGUUCCCUGACUGCUUAGAGACAAAUCUGUCAUUACUUGGCUCGGGCUACUUGGAAGUUCAGAUGGCAAGAAGUUUAAUUGUUCUGCUUGUGGAUUUCAGGUGCCCCUGAAAUCAAUUUGGCAUUUGCUGCCAAAUCUAAAAUAAGAGUAGACCUCAGUGUCUGUGCAGGGACAGCCUGUACCACCACAGGGUCAGCUGCCACCUGAGGGGACUGAGGGAAUAAUCCUCAGAGCUGCCUGAAACCAGUGCCAAGACCCAAUUUUGGAAGAGUCUCAUUCCAAGACAAGCAGGGGACUCUGGGGCCUAAUCACACAGAGGAUUCUCUGUGCAAGUGAACCCUUGUUUAUGGGUGGAUUGUGGAUCCUCGGUGUUUUUCCUUCAUUUCCAAAAUAGCUGACACAGAAAAAAAACCUCUUUCCAAAAUGCUUACCUAAUAAAGAAGUGAAAAUGUGCUUGUUUUUGUUUAUUGAGCAGGCUUGUUAAAAAUGAAUGAGGAAACACGUGACAGUGAGGACCAGGCUGCUCUUUGAUGCUCACUGACCUCAUUCAUUCGUGAGGUGUUGAGCAAAGCAGAUCACUGCAGUUACAGAAGGGAGACAGGUCCCAAGCCAUGACAAAUUACUUGCAGAGGAAGGGCCAGUUUUAUUUCUAGGUCACAAAAGAGGCAGUGAUGUGCUGAGUUAAUGAGCUGCCCACAGCUUCCACCAGCCUGGACACACAGAGUGUUACCUCACAGUUAACCCACCAUGUGAGUAGCAUCUGAUCCAGGCCCAGCUUGUGUUCUUCCCUUUCUCAACCUCCCAGGAACCAACCAAACAUAACCUGUGCAACACAAACGGCUGUUUUCUGUCUGUAAAUGACUAAUAUUUUAUUCCUCCUCAUUGAUUUCCUGAGCAACCAGCCUGGGUGAAUGCACAGGAAGGGGCAGGCACAGGAUCAGAACUCUCCCUGUCCAAGCAGUACUUUUUUCCAGGGAAUUCCAUCUGAAGAGUGCUCUUCCUUUUCUCCCACAGUGGUUAGAAAACAGCUGAGCACAAGCUUUGUGGGUGAGCUACUUCCAUCUCGAGCCACUAUUUAAUUUGUGCCUCUCCAGUGUCACCCACAGCAACAGGAAGUUAUGACUUACCAGAGAUUUCCU